Molecule: messenger RNA, 234 nt
Organism: Adineta steineri
Lineage: Eukaryota; Metazoa; Rotifera; Eurotatoria; Adinetida; Adinetidae
Source: the annotation of a GenBank genome assembly
AUGGCUGUUAGUCUUCAAAUAUUGGGUCUCAAACAACCAGAUACAUUACGACAAUUUUAUCAACGAUUAAAAUUAGAAAUUGAAGAAUUACAAAUAGAUAAUGAAACAAUCAAUAAUUUCAAUAAACAUUUUGUUAGCGUUGAUCGAUACUCACUGUUCAUUCUCUUUCAAAUAUUAUUCAUUGAUGCUAAAGGUGAUCUAAGACGAAAUGUGCCUGCUUUUCAAAAUUACUAA